This is a messenger RNA of Caretta caretta (loggerhead turtle), 3892 nucleotides long. RefSeq names its product suppressor of cytokine signaling 6 (gene SOCS6). The record is from RefSeq and is a predicted model, not a curated record. Gene Ontology annotation, biological process: intracellular signal transduction; regulation of growth; phosphatidylinositol phosphate biosynthetic process. Gene Ontology annotation, molecular function: 1-phosphatidylinositol-3-kinase regulator activity. Gene Ontology annotation, cellular component: phosphatidylinositol 3-kinase complex. NCBI's taxonomy places the organism in Eukaryota, Metazoa, Chordata, Testudines, Cheloniidae.
GCCGAGCGCCAGCGAGCGGAGAGAGGGGGCCAGGCGGGCCAGGGAAGGGGUUUGACGGCCUCUUCCCCCGCAGGGCGGUGAGGGCAGGCGGGUGGCUGGCGGAGGGCAGGGCAGCCGGGAGGAGGCAGGGCUGAGAUGAGCGGCUGGCAGGACUGAGCCGGAGGCGGCGGCCGAGCCGUGCGUGUGGCCGAGCCGGCCGGUCCCGUCGCUGUGGCUGCUGGUGGCGGGUGCUGCGGGCUGGCUGCCCCCUUACGCCCCUUCGAGGCCCGGGGGGAGGAGGAGGAGGAGGAAGGAGGGGGAGGAGGAAGCGGCGGCAGCAGGAGCAGGGAGGCGGCGGCGAGGGAGCCUGGUGGAGUCGGAGCCGGGCCCGCAGCGACGGCGGCUCCUUCUCGGUGGGAAAAAUCUGUGCAUGCAAGAGUGUCCCAAUGAGUUCCUAAAUGCUUCAUUCUUUGCACAUCUGUAUGUAUGUCUGUACAGUUCUUUACUAACAGCCCUCAAUAUAAGGCCUACCUACUUCUCAGAGGAAAUGGCUCUUGAAGUUAAAUGAGGCUGGAUAAAAUAUAUACAUGAAGCAGAGGCUGCUCUACAUGUGUUAAGGCUAAAAUACAAGAAGAGUUUUUGAUCAGCCAGACUUGGUAACUUGUCAUAAUGAAGAAAAUUAGUCUCAAAACAAUUCGCAAGUCCUUUAACUUAAAUAAAAGCAAAGAAGAAAGUGACUUUGUAGUGGUUCAGCAGCCAUCAUUAAGUGAAUUUGGAAAAGAUGACUCCUUGUUUGGCAGCUGCUAUGGUAAAGAUUUGGCUAGCUGUGAAGUUAACAGUGAAGAUGAAAAAGGUGGCAAAAAUAGAUCAAAAAGUGAAAGCUUAAUGGGUACUUUAAAAAGAAGGCUUUCAGCAAAACAAAAGCAGAAAGGGAAAGGCAGCACGCCAUCUGUAAGCUCUGCUGAUGACGAUACCUUUUCUUCCUCAUCUGCUCCAAUAACCUUUAAAGAUGUGAGAGCUCAAAGACCUCUAAGAUCCACAUCCCUCCGUAACCAUCAUUACAGUCCAACACCAUGGCCUCUUCGAUCGACAAACUCAGAAGAGACUUGUAUCAAAAUGGAAGUGAAAGUCAAGGCCUUGGUCCACUCCUCUAACCCAAGCCCAGCACUGAAUGGUGUUCGAAAGGACUUCCAUGACUUGCAGUCAGAUAGUGUGUUUCAAGAACAAAACAAUACAUUAAAAAGUACAGAAUCCCAGAAUGGGGACCUACAUCUUCAUAUUGAUGAACACGUGCCUGUAGUUAUUGGACUAAUGCCUCAGGACUACAUUCAGUAUACUGUGCCUUUAGAUGAGGGAAUGUAUCCUUUGGAAGGAUCACGUAGUUACUGUCUGGAUAGUUCCUCACCCAUGGAAGUUUCAACUGUUUCUUCUCAAGUGGGCGGAAAUGCUUUUCAUGAAGAUGAGGGUCAGGUGGAUCAAGAUGUAGUUGUUGCUCCAGAUAUCUUUGUGGACCAGGCAGUGAAUGGUUUGUUGAUUGGUACCACAGGAGUCAUGUUGCAAAGCCCAAGAGUUAAUCACAGUGAUGUCCCUCCACUUUCACCAUUGCUACCUCCAAUGCAGAAUAAUCAAAUCCAAAGGAACUUCAAUGGACUGAAUGGCACAGAUGCCCAUGUGGCUGAAAGUAUGCGCUGCCAUUUGAAUUUUGACCCUAACUCUGCCCCAGGAGUUGGAAGAGUCUAUGACUCUGUACAAAAUAGUGGUCCUAUGGUUGUGACGAGCCUCACAGAGGAACUGAAAAAACUUGCAAAACAAGGAUGGUACUGGGGCCCUAUCACACGUUGGGAGGCAGAGGGAAAACUGGCGAAUGUGCCCGAUGGUUCAUUUCUUGUUCGAGAUAGCUCUGAUGACCGUUAUCUUUUAAGCCUGAGUUUUCGCUCCCAUGGUAAAACUCUUCAUACUAGAAUUGAACAUUCAAACGGUAGGUUUAGCUUUUAUGAACAACCAGAUGUGGAGGGCCAUACUUCUAUUGUUGAUCUAAUUGAACAUUCAAUCAGGGACUCUGAAAAUGGAGCUUUUUGCUAUUCAAGGUCUCGAUUGCCUGGAUCUGCUACUUACCCAGUGAGAUUGACAAACCCAGUAUCUCGGUUUAUGCAGGUGCGUUCCUUACAGUACCUGUGUCGUUUUGUUAUACGUCAGUAUACCAGAAUAGACCUGAUCCAGAAACUGCCUUUGCCAAACAAAAUGAAGGAUUAUUUACAAGAAAAGCACUACUGAAAGCUUAUGGGAAUCUUGCAUCUUGCACUUUGGGAACAAAAAAAAGAUUGAAAUACAGUUUACAAAUUUUCAUUGCUAUCAAAAUCUUUUGCUGCCAUAACAAUGUUUCAUUUUUGUGUGUAAAGAAGGGUAAUGCAUCUUUUUUGUUUGUUUAUGUUUGGUGUUUUUUGUUUGUUUGAGGGGGCUUUCUUUUUUUUUAAAAAAAGAAUGAUCUCAAGGUUUUUAGAAGUGUGAAAUAUCUAUCUUUCAUCAAUGUGCAGAAAAUAAUCUCAAUGUGAAUGAUCAGAUUCUCCUUAAUUUCCCCAAGUUCUUUGCUGCUAUCCACUGUGAUUUUUAUGCAUUCAGAGUGCAUUUCAUGUGUAUUCAACAAUAAGUAAAAGUGAAAUGAAACUUGUAGAAUGGAAUUUUUGUCUUCUUAAAAUGGCCUAUUUUAUAAAGAUAAUUGUGGACAAAACAUACAGGUAGAUAAAUUACAGAAUGUAGUGAAAAUGAUUUCCCAGCAUCCUAAAUGAACAUCUCCAUAGAACUGCCCUAAUUUCAAACUUAUUAAUUGAUGUAGCUGUGUGAUGGAAUAUAGUUAUGCAGCAUAUCUUUGGAAACCUCCUUUCUCCUAAAUGAUUUCAUAGUUUGUACACGCUAUUUUGCCUUUGAGAAAUUGGGUUGAAUUUUCUUUUUAUUGGAAUUUCCUUAUAAUUUUUUCUUCUCCUUUUAAAAACAGCCUUUAAAAACAGUUUUGAAAAACAGAGCAUCAAUAUGGAAAUUGUAGUAUUUAAGAUAAGUGCUAAACAUGGAUUACUAAUGGCACUGUUGAAAAAAAAAUCUACAAAUCUCCCUAAUUGUAGGAACUAUCAAUUAAAGUGAUAAUGUGACGAGACCUCUUAAAGCCAAUUUCUACACUACAGUUGGUUUUGGUUUGCCCCCCCCCUUCUCUUUUCUCUCUUGCAUUUUGAUAGCUAGCUAGGAUUUGAUUCUGGGAUUUUUGGGGGGAGUGGGGGAGGUCUUAAACAAAUUAUCCCCAAGGCUGCAUUUUUUUUAACCUUUGUAUAUUUGAAAUUAGAAGGAGAAGGGGUUUUGGUUUAAUACAGUGGCCACAGAAAAAUGCUUUGUUACUAACAGUCCCAGGCGCUGUCAUGAAAAUUGACUGAUUUGACAUAAAGGUAUCAUAUCUAUUUAGUAAAUAUUUCUAACAUCUGACAAGGAUAGUGGCAUUUGAAAAGUCUAAGGGGAGCCUGACUUUCUAAAAGAGAUUUCUGAAUUGGGAGACUGGGCCCUAGAUUGCAAAGUUUUCUUUGUGCAAUAUUCAUCAUAUUGGUGUUUCCCUUUAUAGCUAUAUUACAUUUGUGUUUUCAAUUUUAAAAGUGACCAUGACUAACUUUGUUUUUUUGUUUUGUUUUUAAAUCAAUGUUAUAUUUUUAGCAUGUCACCUUCUCCAUCAGCAGUUGGCAGGAGUUUCUAUUUAGUAAAGACCAACAUAGGAAAAGGCUGGGAUAAAUCCUUUUUGGAUCAUUUUCUUCUGCUUAUUCUAUCUAGCUUUUUUGCCUGUGAAAUGAGUUUGUAGCAUUGGAUACACUAUUGCCGCCAAGUGCUAUAGUAGCACUUACAUCUUGGGUUGCCUGAAUUGAUAUGCUAAAUUUAUAUA